This is a messenger RNA of Drosophila rhopaloa, 1401 nucleotides long. Its product is annotated as reticulon-4-interacting protein 1 homolog, mitochondrial. Lineage: Eukaryota; Metazoa; Arthropoda; Insecta; Diptera; Drosophilidae. The coding region runs from base 104 to 1330 and encodes 408 amino acids. Gene Ontology annotation, cellular component: mitochondrion. Gene Ontology annotation, molecular function: oxidoreductase activity. The transcript has 3 exons. The record is from RefSeq and is a predicted model, not a curated record.
CGUACGGCUACAUUGUUUCUAUAAUCAUAACAAACCGUUAUUUGUUUUUGCGAAAAAAAACUUUUAUUUUAAACUUAAGUACUCCUUGAUUUAUAUAUCGGCAAUGCAGGCUGCCGGUUGCAAUGCUAUCCUGUCCCUGAGGCAGUUCGUCCUGCUCGCCAGGCGGCACCGGUCGGCACAAUCCGCGCUUUCCGGCUCCCAAACAAAUGCCCAACAAAUACCCCCGUCACACGAGAAAUGCGGGGACAAGAUGCGAGGAUGGCAGCUCCACAAUUACGGUGACAUCGACGAACUGCAGCUUUCAGAAAAGGUAAAGAUUCCCCAGAUACGUAGCUCCAAUGAGUGCCUGGUCCGAAUCCGGACGACGGCAGUUAAUCCCAUCGACCUGGCCAUGCUCCGUGGUUACGGAGCCGCGGUACUAAAUAAGAUGCGCUGCAAGUCCGGCGAUGGCAUCGAGUUUCCCCUCAUCCUAGGCCGCGAAUUCUGCGGAGAAUUGGUUCAGACGGGCAUGGGGGUUGCUUCAGAUACUCUGCCCUUGGGAGCCCGUGUCUGGGGAGUGGUUCCUUUGCAGGCCAGCAUCGGAGCCCAUGCGGAGUACGUAGCCGUGCCUUCAUACUGUCUCGCUCUGGCUCCCAAAGAACUGGAUGACAACGAGGCCGCCAGCGUUCUGUAUGCCGGAUUGACGGCGUGGUCGGGCCUUUAUAUCACUGGAGGUCUGGGUGGUCCAUGUGGAGCCACCACAUCUUCUGGCGGUGGUGCCCACAAGCGAGUAUUGGUUCUGGGCGGCUCCGGCGGCGUUGGCUCCUUGGCCAUACAAAUCCUUAAGUCCCAAAAAGUUCAGGUUCUCGCAACCUGCAGUGAAAAUGCCGUGGAAAUGGUUCGGAAUCUGGGAGCCGACUUCGUUGUGGACUACAACAACAGCGAGUCCAUGAAGGAGCUGUGCAAAUAUGCACCAUACGACAUUGUUCUGGACUGUUCCGGCCAAGGAGGUCAAAAGGCGGCUGAAUCAAUGUUUGAUUACCGGCAGUACAUCACCUUCUCAUCGCCACUGCUGGCAAACAUAGAUAAGCAGGGACUGGGUCUGGGAGCACUUCAGAAUGUGUUUGACCUGGUCCAGACCAAUGUAAAGUCCGUCUCGCAACGCGGCGGUCUUGUAAAAUGGGGAUUUUUUAGUCCCGCUCCGCAAGGUAUUCAAUUCCUGCAAAAAUUGGUGGAUCAGCGGAAGCUGAUGCCGCUGAUCGAUAGUAGCUACGGGUUCGUUGAUCUGCCAAAGGCCUUUGAAAAGAUGAAGAGCGGACACUUGCGGGGCAAGAUAGUGGUGAAGAUCUGAGCGGAAAUAUACGAAUAACCGACAAAUAUUGUUGGUUCUGACCCAUUAAAAAAUUCUGUUGGUUAAUUAAA